UUCAACUCCCCGGCGACCCCUCAAGAAAUUUCUCACUGCUCGUGCUCGAAGCUCUCCAGCACGCACUCUUUUCUCUCUCACGAGGAUGGUUGAAGAAGAAGAGCAGCGUCAACUGAGCCCGCUCGACGAACCCACAGUGGCCGCUCAUCAAGACUACUCAUGGCCCGCCAUUCGGUUCGAUGUCCCUCCUCAAAGAGCCUAUCAUUUCCACAAACAGUUCAGAACUGACCAGAAGCCGAACAACUUUCUUAAAGGCGUCAAAUGGUCACGUGAUGGGACUUGCUUUCUCAGUAGUUCAGAGGACAAUACACUUCGUGUGUUCACUUUACCAGACUAUGGGGUUGACGACAGCGCAAAGGCAAGUUCGUCUGAUGUUGAUCAAGAUUCCUUUACAGCAAAUCAUGUUGUGACGGAAGGCGAAUCGGUUUAUGAUUUCUGUUGGUACCCAUACAUGUCUGCUACAGACCCAGUUAGCUGUGUAUUCGCGUCAACUACUCGUGAUCUUCCAAUUCAUGUCUGGGAUGCUACUACUGGACAGCUACGUUGCACAUACAGGGCUUAUGAUGCUGUGGAUGAAAUUACAGCUGCAUUUUCAAUUGCAUUUAAUCCUGCGGGGAACAAGAUCUUUGCUGGAUAUAACAAAUCCAUAAGAGUGUUUGACGUACAUCACCCUGGUAGAGAUUUUGAGAAGCACUCAACACUUCAAGGAAACAAAGAAGGUCAAACAGGUAUUAUAUCUGCCAUUGCUUUCUCUCCAGCUCAUACUGGAAUGCUGGCAACUGGCUCCUACAGCCAGACUACUGCAAUCUACAGAGAAGAUAACAUGGAACUCUUAUACAUCCUACAUGGUCAACAAGGCGGGGUUACCCAUGUGUUAUUUUCGAAAGAUGGAAACUUAUAUACUGGAGGACGAAAGGACCCUUUCAUUAUGUGCUGGGAUGUUCGCAAGGCUGUUGAUGUCGUCUACAAGUUGUACCGGUCAUCUGAAGAUACCAACCAGCGCAUAUACUUUGAUGUUGAACCUCUAGGUCGAUAUCUUGGUACAGGCAGUCAGGAUGGUCUAGUUCAUAUAUAUGAUCUUCAAACUGGCCAGUGGAUUUCAGGCUUUCAGGCUGCAUCAGAUACAGUAAAUGGCUUCUCUUUUCAUCCGUUUCUGCCAAUGGCUGCUUCUUCUUCCGGGCACCGAAGAUUUGAGGUUCCUGAGGAGGAUGAUGCAGUAUUUCAUUUGAGGGGUGAUGAGAACUGUCUCUCAAUCUGGAGCUUUGCUUUCGAUUCCGCACGUUACAGCGUGGAUGAUGGAGAUGGAGGCGCUGAUCUUGUGGCCGCGUCCUAUGAAAAGGGGCAACAGGAUUCUUGAGAAUUCUUAAAAAACUUUGUGUCAAUCUAUAUCAUGUCUUUCACGGAUCGGAGAUAUUGAAUGAUUGAUGCCAGAGGCAAAUCCAUGAUCUGCAGUGAUCCAGCAAUGUCGAGCUUUCGUGAUUUGUAACGAGUUAUGGUGAUUUGUGGCGUAGCUUUGGGCAGUCGCACAAA
Messenger RNA from Rhodamnia argentea, 1530 nucleotides. RefSeq names its product telomerase Cajal body protein 1-like. The transcript is spliced from 14 exons. Gene Ontology annotation, molecular function: protein binding. NCBI's taxonomy places the organism in Eukaryota, Viridiplantae, Streptophyta, Magnoliopsida, Myrtales, Myrtaceae. Bases 86 to 1357 code for a protein of 423 amino acids. The record is from RefSeq and is a predicted model, not a curated record.